AUGCAAGAUGCGCGUCGGCAAGGCGGCGUAGCCCAAGAUGAUGACGGAAGCCCUCUUGUAAAAGGGCAGGGCUAUGACUAUCUUGAAGUUGCGCAUAUUAUGCCACAUUCACUCACUCAGCUUAAUGCAAGCAAGCAACUGGACUCUUCCAAGGAAGCGGCAUUGACGAUUCUGAAUAUGUUCGACAAUGGGGCUGCAUUUCUGGUUGAAGGAACUGAAAUCGACCGGCCUCGUAAUGCCCUGACCCUCACGCUUAGGCUGCAUAGGUUCUUCGGCGACUUCCAGAUCUUUUUUGAGCUCGUUGACCAAGAGUCGCAUACGUACCGAAUUAAUACUUUCAUCCCGGAUAUCAUGGAGUAUGAGUUCCCUAUCACUCGAACGCUAUAUCUCACUGAAUCACGAACCAUUGAUCCCCCUUCGCCCCGGCUGCUCUCGAUUCAUAACGCCAUUGCCCACAUUCUCCAUCUGUCUGCAGCAGGGGAGUACAUCGACAGAAUACUGCAGGACCUGGAGGAACAUGGUGUUCGGGAAGAUGGUUCUACUGAACUGGAUCGUUUCGUGAAACUGCGACUGAAUGGCUGGUCAAUCGGCGAAGUCCAUAGUUGCGGGUGCAGGUAG
This is a messenger RNA of Fusarium poae, 618 nucleotides long. RefSeq lists its product as uncharacterized. The transcript is spliced from 2 exons. The coding region runs from base 1 to 618 and encodes 205 amino acids. NCBI's taxonomy places the organism in Eukaryota, Fungi, Ascomycota, Sordariomycetes, Hypocreales, Nectriaceae. The record is from RefSeq and is a predicted model, not a curated record.